CUCUUGUUCUUCCGUUUCAACACGUGCACCAGUGUCUAACAAUUUUCUUAUCAAACGUUGUACAUCGACCGCUUUUACAAUCACUAUUAUUAUGCCUUCGCGCACUUCGUAAUACUGAUAGUCUUUUAUCGCGUGAUGCUUCAAUUUUAUCAGGAUUCCGCUAUGCUUGCCGUUCACUUCUUACAGAAAUUAGCGCUUUGUUAGAAUCGCUUAUGAGUAGGAAAAUAAGUGAUAGUGCUUUUGAAGAAGACAUUUUGACAUUAGUUGCAAUCCUGGAAAAACUUAUAAAACCAUUAUGUAGUCCAUAUCCAACAGUCUGGCUCAAGAUUCUAGAAGAUCAUCAUAUAAUUCAGUUGCUUCUCAAUGCAUUUACCUACUCUUUAUCUUUUCCAAGGGAGAACCGCCCGAUAUACACAGAUAGUGUGAUGUAUUUUCUUUUAUCGUUAGCAAAUGUUCCAGUUGCAGCGAAGCAGUUGUAUCAUGAUGGAAUAAUGACAGAAUUUUGUAAUAAUAAAUUAUCGCCUGCUCUGCAAAAAGGUGAUGUUCAACCAAAUUCAAAAGAUGAUCGACAUCAAGUGUGGUGCUUCAUGUUGGCGGUA
Messenger RNA from Dentiscutata heterogama, 599 nucleotides. NCBI's taxonomy places the organism in Eukaryota, Fungi, Glomeromycota, Glomeromycetes, Diversisporales, Gigasporaceae. The record is from the annotation of a GenBank genome assembly.